UUCGGCAUCUCUCCUACAGGCGGGAUGAAAGGUAGUGACAUCAUGACCGGCUGGGUAAAGAAUGGCAACGUCUACCUUCAGGAUCGCAAGGCGUUUGAUUACGUGCAACCAUCGAUAGACGCGAGUCAAGAUUGGACAUUGAUAUCUGGACAAGAAGUGAACGGUGUCACUAUGCUGAAAGUCCGACGCGCCCUUGACACAUGCGACGAUGACGACGAUAGCAUCAUUACGGAUGGCACCAUACGCGUGAUCUGGGCGCUAAACCAAAAUGAUCCGUCAGCACCAGAGACUCUCAUGUAUCACGGAGCCACCAACAGGGGGCGCCGGAGUCUCCACUUGCUGUCUUACUACGUGGAAUCGACGAUUCCUCCAGAUGCAGGCGCCUUUGACGUGACGAUGGACAAUGUUCAGAUUGAAAGCACUGACACAACCUACGCGUGCAAGUAUAUAAAAUCGCCACCCCUCCAGACUAAGCACCAUCUUGUUAGGAUGGAGGCUAUAAUCACACCAGACAACGAGGGAAUUGUUCAUCACAUGCUUCUCUACGAAUGUCCGCGAUUCACGAAUGAAGAAGUGAACGAAGUGGACGGCUAUACGUUCAACUGUGGAGAGAACGCGGCAGAGAAGAUGCCCUGCAAGCAGAUCGUUGUCGGCUGGGUUAUAGGUGGCGAGGUGUACGAUUUUCCUAGUAAGGUUGGCUACCCGAUCGGCGAACCUAACGGUGCAAACGUAUAUAUUUUGGAGGUGCAUUAUGACAACCCAACUCUACUAAGAGGAAAGAGAGAUUCCUCAGGCAUGCGUCUUUGGCUGACGUCAACGCUACGUCAGCAUGACGCGGGCGAGCUGGAGAUCGGGACCGAGGUGACAGCCUUCAUGCAGAUUCCGCCGCAUUACGACACGCCGCUGACAAUGCCUGGCUACUGCUUCCCGGCGUGCACACAGGAUACUUUCCCACAAGAUGGUAUCAAUGUGUUUGCAGUCUACCUGCAUGCGCACUUAACAGCUAAAGCAAUACGAGUUCUAAUACUCCGCAAGGACGGCACAGUCGAACUGAUGGCAGCAGACGAAAACUUCGACUUCAACUAUCAAUACAACAAAUUCUUUAACAACGAAAUCAAAAUCAUGCCGGGAGAUGGAUUGAUGGUGGAAUGUGACUACGCGACGAAAGACAGGAAAGAAUUUACUUUCGGAGGGCUAGCUACGACGGAUGAGAUGUGUCUGGCAGAACUCUCGUACUACCCGAAGAUACCACUGUCCUUAUGUCAAAGCAUCAGCGAUCCCGACUGGUAUCUAGAACAACUGGGUGCGGACGAUUUUGGAGGCGAAAAUGAAGAACAGAAAUAUCUCGAUCCAAUAAUAACUGGGCCCCAAGAAAUUGCAAACAAACCAAUGAAAGACCUCUUCAACGAAUAUUUUUCUGAGGAUUACAAAAGUCAAGUCAAGAGGGACGCAUACCAGAAUUUCUUACGUUCUGCCAAAAUCUACAAUUCAUGCCUGAAAAGCGAUCAAACGUAUUUGGACCGCACAUCAGUGUUUCUUGACACGUUCAGUUACGAUAUGAAGCUGGUGAUCGUCUGCACGGUUGUCGUCGGUGUGCUGCUGCUGGAUGCCAGCUCGGCGCUGCAGACGUCUGAGAACUUCCCGCAGUCAGCGCUGCUAGACCCAGAGGGAAGGGUGACCUUAUACUGGAGUAAUUAUACCCAUUACUUGCUACAUAUGUUCGACAGCACACACAUAGUCUUUGAAAUUCACGCGGAAACUACGGGAUGGGUUGGUUUCGGCAUCUCUCCUACAGGCGGGAUGAAAGGUAGUGACAUCGCGACCGGCUGGGUAAAGAAUGGCAACGUCUACCUUCAGGAUCGCAAGGCGCGUGAUUAUAUACAACCAUCAAUAGACGCGAGUCAGGAUUGGACAUUGAUAUCUGGACAGGAAGUGAACGGUGUCACUAUGCUGAAAGUCCGACGCGCCCUUGACACAUGCGACGAUGACGACGACAGCAUCAUUACGGACGGCACCAUACGCGUGAUCUGGGCGCUGAACCAAAAUGACCCGUCAGCACCAGAGGACCUCGCGUAUCACGGAGCCACCAACAGGGGGCGCCGGAGUCUCCACUUGCUGUCUUACUACGUUGAAUCGACGAUUCCUCCAGAUGCAAGCUCCUUUGACGUGACGAUGGACAAUGUGCGGAUUAGGAAUUCAGAUACAACCUACAGGUGCAAGUAUAUAAAAACACCAUCCCUCAGCGGAAAGCAUCAUAUGAUAAGGAUGGAGGCUAUAAUCACACCAGGUAACGAGGGAAUUGUUCACCACAUGCUUCUCUACGAAUGUCCGCGAUUCACGAAUCGCGAAGCUAACGAAGUGGACGACAUUACGUUCAACUGCGGAGAGAACUCAGCAGAGAAGAUGCCCUGCACUCAGAUCGUUGUCGGCUGGGCUAUAGGUGGCGAGGUGUACGAUUUUCCUAGUAAUGUUGGCUACCCGAUCGGCGAACCUAACGGUGCAAACGUAUAUAUUUUGGAAGUUCAUUACGACAACCCAACCCUGCUAAGAGGAAAGAGAGAUUCCUCAGGCAUGCGUCUAUGGCUGACGUCAACGCUGCGUCAGCAUGACGCGGGCGAGCUGGAGAUCGGGAACGAGGUGACAGCCUUCAUGCAGAUUCCGCCGCAUUACGACACGCCCCUGACAAUGCCUGGCUACUGCUUCCCGGCGUGCACAGAGGAUGCUUUCCCACAAGAUGGUAUCAACGUGUUUGCAGUCUACCUGCAUGCGCACUUAACAGCUAAAGCAAUACGAGUUCUAAUACUCCGCAAGGACGGCACAGUCGAACUGAUGGCAGCAGACGAAAACUUCGACUUCAACUAUCAAUACAACAAAUUCUUUGACAACGAAGUCAAAAUCAUGCCGGGCGACGGCUUGAUGGUGGAAUGUGACUAUGAGACGAAAGACAGACAAGAUUUCACGUUCGGAGGUCUAGCUACGACAGACGAAAUGUGUUUGGUGGAACUGUCGUACUACCCAAAGAUACCGCUGGCUUUAUGCCUGAGCUCCAGUGAUCCAGACUGGUAUCUGGAACAGCUCGGUGCGAACAAUUUUGGUGGUGCCAACGAAGAACGAAAAUAUCUCAAUCCAAUAAUAACUGGACCUCGAGCUCUAGCUAACCAGCCAAUGAAGAGCCUAUUCAAUGAAUAUUACUCUGAGGAAUACAAGAAAAAAGGGAAGAGGGACGAAUACCAAACCUUCCUGCGUUCUGCCAAGAUGUACAAUGCAUGUCUAAAGAGUGAUUAUUCGGAAUAUUCGCAAACCUGGAUCAAGAUUACUACGCCUACCUAUCAGCUGCCGUCACAGCCAGGUCGAAACUGCAUGUAAUGGCAGAUCACGCUC
This is a messenger RNA of Priapulus caudatus, 3381 nucleotides long. Its product is annotated as DBH-like monooxygenase protein 1. Gene Ontology annotation, molecular function: copper ion binding; dopamine beta-monooxygenase activity. Lineage: Eukaryota; Metazoa; Priapulida; Priapulimorpha; Priapulimorphida; Priapulidae. Gene Ontology annotation, biological process: norepinephrine biosynthetic process; dopamine catabolic process; octopamine biosynthetic process. The record is from RefSeq and is a predicted model, not a curated record. Gene Ontology annotation, cellular component: secretory granule membrane.